UCUCCAUUGCAUUAAUUGCAAUUUAUUUCCUAAUUUCUUUUAAAAGGAAAAAAAAAAAAGGAAAAACAACUCUCAUUUGCAUAGAGAGAGAGAGAGAUAGGGUUAAACAGACAAACCAAUGAAAACACUUCUCUAAUCUUUUUCUGUUUCUUUUGCUGCCCACAAUUUAUGUUCAAGGACUGAAAGACCACCACCAACAACAAAAACCCAUUUUUUUAGUGACAGUUUCAAGGAAAAAAUAUACUUUUUUUUUAGGUUUGGAGAGGUUGUAACGAGGAAAGAUUCAAUUCCUUUUGGGGUUUUGAGAAUGAACCCCUUUUACUUUGUUGUUCAAAGAUCAGUAUAUAUGGUCUCGACUUUGAUCUUUUUCUUUCUUUUGAGCUCAGUUUCACCUUCAUAUGGAUAUGAUCCUUUGGAUCCUUAUGGCAACAUAACUAUUAAAUGGGAUCUUUUGCAAUCCAGUCCUGAUAGAAAUGAUGUGAAGGUAUCAAUACUUAAUUUCCAGCUAUAUCGCCAUAUAGAGCGGCCUGGCUGGAGACUGGGUUGGGAUUGGACAGGUGAUGAGGCAAUUUGGAGCAUGCAGGGAGCUGAGGCCACAGAGCAAGGAAACUGCUCUAGAUUCAGGGGAGGACAACUUCCUCAUUGUUGUGAGAAGAAGCCAUUGAUUGUUGACCUUUUACCUGGAGCCCCAUAUAACAUGCAAACAACUAAUUGUUGCAAAGGAGGCGUCCUAUCAUCCAUGAUACAAGACCCCACUAAGUAUGCUGCUGCUUUUCAGAUGAAUAUUGGAGCUGCCAACAAUUCAGACUUCACAAUGCCAGAAAAUUUCACUCUUGGGAUUCCAGGCUAUUCCUGUGCGAAACCAGUUCAGGUUGCUCCAAGUAGGUAUAGUUCAGAUGGAGGCCGUCGUUGGACACAAGCUCUUGGGACAUGGAAUGUGACAUGUAUCUACUCCCAAUUUCUGGCAUCAACUUCUCCAAAGUGCUGUGUAUCCUUCUCUGCAUUCUAUAAUAGCUCAAUUGUUCCUUGUCCCAAGUGCAGCUGCAGCUGCCAAGGAUUACCUGGAGCAACAUGUGUAAAGUUUGGUGAAACACCAUCGUUAUUGCAACAAAUAAAAGAUCCAAAUCAGGAGCCACCAUCUUUAGUAAGGUGUACGCAGCAUAUGUGUCCAAUACGGGUCCAUUGGCAUGUGAAACAAAGUUACAAAGAAUAUUGGCGGGUGAAGAUAACCGUGAAUAAUCUGAAUACCAUGAAGAAUUAUAGUCAGUGGAACUUGGUCGCAUUACACCCUAACUUAAAAAGCUUGACACAAGUUUUCAGCUUCAACUAUGAGCCACUUUACCAAUAUGGCUAUAUCAAUGAUACAGGGAUGUUUUGGGGGAUUCAGUACUACAAUGACAUGCUGCUACAGGAAGGUGAAAGUGGAAAUGUACAAACUGAAUUGUUGCUGCGCAAAGAUCAAGGGACAUUCACUUUCAGAGAAGGAUGGGGUUUCCCAAGAAGAAUUAUGUUUAAUGGUGAUGAAUGCGUCAUGCCCCCUCCUGAUCAGUACCCAAGGCUGCCUAACACUGGACAUGGUGCCAAAUUUAGCCUUUCUGUAAUAUUUUUCUCCUUAUUGCUGCUAAUAAUUAUGUGCUGAAAAGUGAAAAUCUAUUGUAGAAAAUCAUUUUCCUUGUCCUGUUGAGAGUUGUUAUAAACUAAAAGCCAAAAUAAUUAGAAAUCGUCCUACUCGGAUUAAAUCUCUCUUUUUUUUCUUAUUACUUGCCGUGGUCAAAGUUUGAGUCCUAGUUACCCGAGUCAGAAUUCUUUGCUUUUCACUCAUCUAUGUGAAUGCCUAAAAGAUUGUGAUAUCUUUUGCCAAUAAAUAGAUAACUAACAUCCUUCUCUGGGAUUCUUACUCUUAAGGUUGAAAUUUUUUAAUAAUAUCAAAACAUUUAGCGCAAUCUGCUAAUGUUUUGUUUCCCUCCACGACAAUAUAUGGAACAGCAAUCGAUUCCCAGCCAUAGCACUCGCAAAA
Molecule: messenger RNA, 2017 nt
Organism: Durio zibethinus
Lineage: Eukaryota; Viridiplantae; Streptophyta; Magnoliopsida; Malvales; Malvaceae
Gene: COBL6
Product: COBRA-like protein 6 precursor
Biological process (GO): plant-type cell wall cellulose biosynthetic process; cellulose microfibril organization
Cellular component (GO): plasma membrane
Source: RefSeq, a predicted model, not a curated record